AUGGCGAACGGUGAAAACAAAUCUUCGUCGGACAUGAAAUGUAUUAUUAUUCAACAAUCAUUUACUGGCAAACGUGAAUUCAAAGUAACAACAACACCGAAACCACCACCGCCUGUUGAUGGAGAAGUGUUGAUUACUGUGAAAGCUUGUGGCAUUAAUUUUAAUGAUGUUCUUGGUCGAUACGGUCUAUUGGAAGAUUUACCACGUCCACCGUUCAUUCCGGGUUUUGAAUGUAGUGGAGAAGUGUUAGAUAUCGGUAGCAAUGUUACUCAUGUUGAAAAAGGUGAUCGUGUACUUGUUUUGACACGUUUUUCAGCAUGGGCAGAGCAGAUCGUUGUUAAAAAGGAUCUCGUUUUCAAAAUCCCAAAAGAAAUGUCAUUCCGAGAAGCAGCUGUUUUUCCUGUUGCUUAUCUCACCGCUUAUAUACUUCUAUUUGAAAUUGGAAAUGUUAAAUCAGGACAAACAUUGUUGUUUCAUUCGGCAGCAGGCGGUGUGGGUGUUGCCUUAACACAACUUGCCAAACUUGUGCCUAAUUUAACUAUCAUUGCAACAGCGAGUUCACAUAAGUUCGAUGCCUUACGCGCUCAUAUUCACUAUUUAUUCGAACAUGAUUUCGACUAUGUCGCCGAUGUGAAAAAAAUUGCACCUGAAGGCGUCGAUCUUGUGCUUGACUGUAUGGCUGGCGACGAUUGUGAGCGUGGCCUUGCUCUAUUGAAAUUUAAUGGUAAAUACAUCAUGUACGGUACAUCGAGUUUACUCAGUUGGGAUGUAAAAAAUCUGUUCGGUUUCACGAAGGGAAUGUCUACUUGGUGGCAAAAUGAUAAAAUAAGUUGUUUACGACUUUUUCAAGAUAGCAAAUCUAUUCAUGGUUUCAAUUUGCUUCAAUUACUUUUACGUGGUUCUAAUGAGACACGUCGUUAUUUAGCUGAUAUUAUGCACAAAAUAUGUAUACGUCCUAUUCAUGUUCGUUUAUCGUAUACAGUAAUCGAACCAUGUCUCUAUAAGAAAUCAGACAAAGUAAAAAAAUUGAAAACGGAUCUGACCAAUGAUGGUCAUUCAAGUUCGACAUCAGGUCCCGAUGAUGACGCCAACGAUGAAGAAGAUUUAGAUGAAUUUCAACAGAUUUCGUCGUCGAGCUCAUAA
Molecule: messenger RNA, 1143 nt
Organism: Adineta ricciae
Lineage: Eukaryota; Metazoa; Rotifera; Eurotatoria; Adinetida; Adinetidae
Source: the annotation of a GenBank genome assembly